UUAAUAAUUGAGAAGAAGAGAAAUUAACUCGCUUAAUCUAAAUUGUUGUUAAUUUGAUUUUGUUUUUUUUUUCUUCUCAUUGAUUGUCCACUUAAUUGUGACCAUUUAGUUGAUGAUCGUGAUAACCUGAUCUCUUCCGUUUUAAUAUUGUCAUAAAUUGGAUGAAGUUAAAAUAUGAGUAAAAAUAUAAUCCAGGGGCGUUAGUAAUUCUGAUUCUUGAUCAUCUUCAGUCAUCUUCCACCUUCUCCUGCUCUCCUAAAAAUACUUAAUACGUUCCACCCCCUUAAAUUGUUGGAAGAUAAUUUAGCUUAUAUAUAAAAAGGAAAAGAUGGAAUCCCGCCAAGCCCAGUUUGAAACUUGAAACGAUUCGGAUUCACUUCAAAUUUUCAUCUAUUCUCAACUCAUUCAGUGUUCUCAACACUUUCGUUUUAAUAACAAAAAAAUAUUCUAUUCUAUCUUUGGAACCUCCAGUGCCAAUUUAUAUUUUCUAUACUUUUAACAUUAUUUGUCUGUUCAAAUUUUUUCAACAACAACAAAAUGGAUUGUAAAAUGAUUUCCUUAUACAUUAUCUCUGGUUUAUUAGUUUCCGUUUCUGGUCAAUUCUUUAGUGGAGCAUCAGGUGGAUUUGGUUCUUCAGGAUCAUCAUUAUCUUCAGCUUUUGGUAAUUCUCUUUCACCUUUAUCUUCAGCCUUUGGUUCACUUUAUGGACUUUCCGGUUCAUCUGGUCAUGGAGGUUCAUUAGGUUCAGCUGGAUCAGCUGUCGGUGGUGCCGGUGGUUCAGCCGGAUCGGCAGGUUCAUCACUAGCCAGUCUUUAUGGUUCCCUACCAUCUUACUUAAGAUCACCUUCAUAUUCAUCUGGAUUAUCCUCAAGCCUUUACGGUUCAGCUUCACCAAUUUUCACCUCAUCAACCAGCAUUCGUCCACUUACCUCACCUUAUGGACCAGCCUCAGGUCUUUAUGGUUCAUCAGCUCUUUCCUCACUUGGAUCACCCUAUGGUUCAGCUUUCGGUUCAACCUCAGGUUUUGGUUCAUCAUCUUUUGGCUCAUCACCUUCAUAUGGUUCCGCUCUUACUGGUGCCUCAUUCGGCUCAGCUGGUACCGGUUCAUAUGGUGCAGCUCCAACCUCAUAUGGUUCAUCGUUUGCACCCUCUUAUGGUUCCCUCUCACCCUCAUCACUUUCAUCCUCAAGCUAUGGUCUCUCAUCCCUUGGGUCAUCUUACUCACCCUCAUAUCGAGGAGGAUCAAGUUUAAUUCCUGGCUCAUCUUAUUCAAGUCCAUUCUAUGGAGGACUUGGUUCAUCACCAUUAGCUGGAUUGGGACGAUAUUAAUUAUCCCUAAUCAACAAUUAGCUAAUUUCUAUUAUUAUCAAGGAUUCUUUUUAUUCUAAUACUUUAUUAAGUCUUUCACCUUUCCAAACACCUUUCCACCUUCAUCUAAUCACCAAUAUCAUCAUUAUCAUCAUCGACCCAUCGAUGUUAUAUCAUUAUCAUCAUUAAUUGUAAUGAUAAUGGUAACUCUUUGAUUCUAUUCUCAUAUAAUAUAAAUAUAAUCAAAAUUGUUUAAAUAAUAAUAAUAACUCUAAUAAUUGUUACUAUUAUUAUAACAUAUAUUGAUUUGAUUAUAAUAUCUCAAUGCUAUAAGAAAAAAUUACAAAUUAAUAAUGAAUUUUUUUGAUUAUCUCAUCAUCACCUCAUCCUAAUCAUCAUCAUCACCACCUCCAUCUUUACACCACUCAACAAAAAAUUAUGCUUUUUUUUAAUUCCAACCUUUGUAUUCAAUUAUUAUUAUUGUUAAUGUUGUUUUUUAGUCCAACUUUGAUUUUUUUUUUAUUCUUUACCUGGAUCCCUUUUAUUAACAUGUCUACAAUUAACUUGAUUAACUAUUGCACUUUUCUGCUCAUCUCAUCAAAUGUGCAAUCAAACAAGACAACAACUCAAUCAAUUACAAAAAGCGACUCAACAACAAUUCAUUGAGAGAAAUGAAACUGAAUUAAUCAACCUGAACUAUUAACAAUCAACCAUCAACUUGAUCAAACUAAAUUAGGUUUUUCCAGUAACAGUAUUAUUUUUGUUUACCCAACCCCCACUUAUUUAGAUUUAGACCCGAAACUACAAUUAACCUAAACAAUCAAAAGCAAUCGACAACAAUCAACAAUUAAAAAUAAUUAUUGUAAAUAAUUAAAAACAAAAACAUUGGACAAAAUGAUCAUAAUUACAAUAUGAAAACACAAAAAAUAACAAAAAAAAAAUCACUAAAAAACUAUUGAUUGAAAUUGAAUAAACUUUUUUUUUCUCUAAA
Messenger RNA from Panonychus citri (citrus red mite), 2299 nucleotides. RefSeq names its product RNA-binding protein FUS-like. Lineage: Eukaryota; Metazoa; Arthropoda; Arachnida; Trombidiformes; Tetranychidae. The coding region runs from base 538 to 1329 and encodes 263 amino acids. The transcript has 4 exons. The record is from RefSeq and is a predicted model, not a curated record.